GACCAUCGCCUUCGCAUGACGACCAGCUAUUCUAUCGCCUCGUCGUUAUAUUUGUUCGCCAUGCCACCACCAUUAUGUGUGACAUCCCGUGAUCCCUGCGAGUUUCUUGGAUACCGAAUGUCUUCUUCGAUGUAGGAAGAUCGGUAGGACCACGGACCAGGGACGGACAAAGAAGAGCUAGGGAAUCUCGAUGUAGAUAAACCUGUUCCUCCUUGCGAGUUUCGCGGAUACCGAACGUCUCUUCGAAGCAAGAGCGCCGGUAGGACCAAGAACCAAGGACGAACGAAGAAUAUAGAUUGCCUCCCUCAAACAAAAAAAAACAAAAAAAAAAAAAAAAGAUGGGGAGAAGAGGAGGGUAGCUCCUAUGUGGAAGGGAAUCUUGCCCGGGCGUGCCAGAUCUUCUCCCACCGCCGAAGACGAACGCCCCUCGAUGUAGAGGUUAGUAGAGACGCGGAGGGGGCUAGACGAACCAAGGGAGCCUUGCCAAGAUAAACCUGUUUAUCCCACAAAUGACCAUGGAUCGAUGGACGUGGGAUAACAAAGACGGGAACCCGUGAGGGUAGACCAGUUCGUCCCUGCGAGUCCUUGGGUAUCGAACGUCCUCUUCGAAGCAAGAGACGUCGGUAAGGCUAAAAGGACCACGGACGAACGAAAAAAGGGGGGAAUCUCGAUGUAGAUAAACCUGUUCCUCCUUGCGAUGUCGGCGGACACCGAACGUCUCCUCGAAGUAGGGACGCCGGUGGGACCAGGGACCAAGGACGAACGAAGACUAAAAGACUCCAAAAAAAAAAAAAAAAAAAAAAAAAAGAUGGGGAGAAGAGGAGGGUAGCUCCUAUGUGGAAGGGAAUCUUGCCCGGGCGUGCCAGAUCUUCUCCCACCGCCGAAGACGAACGCCCCUCGAUGUAGAGGUUAGUAGAGACGCGGAGGGGGCUAGACGAACCAAGGGAGCCUUGCCAAGAUAAACCUGUUUAUCCCACAAAUGACCAUGGAUCGAUGGACGUGGGAUAACAAAGACGGGAACCCGUGAGGGUAGACCAGUUCGUCCCUGCGAGUCCUUGGGUAUCGAACGUCCUCUUCGAAGCAAGAGACGUCGGUAAGGCUAAAAGGACCACGGACGAACGAAAAAAGGGGGGAAUCUCGAUGUAGAUAAACCUGUUCCUCCUUGCGAUGUCGGCGGACACCGAACGUCUCCUCGAAGUAGGGACGCCGGUGGGACCAGGGACCAAGGACGAACGAAGACUAAAAGACUCCAAAAAAAAAAAAAAAAAAAAAAAAAAAGAUGGGGAGAAGAGGAGGGUAGCUCCUAUGUGGAAGGGAAUCUUGCCCGGGCGUGCCAGAUCUUCUCCCACCGCCGAAGACGAACGCCCCUCGAUGUAGAGGUUAGUAGAGACGCGGAGGGGGCUAGACGAACCAAGGGAGCCUUGCCAAGAUAAACCUGUUUAUCCCACAAAUGACCAUGGAUCGAUGGACGUGGGAUAACAAAGACGGGAACCCGUGAGGGUAGACCAGUUCGUCCCUGCGAGUCCUUGGGUAUCGAACGUCCUCUUCGAAGCAAGAGACGUCGGUAAGGCUAAAAGGACCACGGACGAACGAAAAAAGGGGGGAAUCUCGAUGUAGAUAAACCUGUUCCUCCUUGCGAUGUCGGCGGACACCGAACGUCUCCUCGAAGUAGGGACGCCGGUGGGACCAGGGACCAAGGACGAACGAAGACUAAAAGACUCCAAAAAAAAAAAAAAAAAAAAAAAAAAAAAAAAAAGAGAGAGAAAGAAAGAUGCCAGAAGAGCACGGAGCAAAGAAUGAUUUUAUCCCUCGGCGCUAUUGGCCGGGAAGUACAAACUGAAAAACAUAUGUAAAAGAAUAAUUACAAAACUUAAGUACGAAGAAUGAGGUGGCCGACGACGAUCGGCUAACAUCAGGUUUUCUUUUGUCUUAAACGACGAAUACCAGCUCCCCAGAUCAGGUAGGAGGGACAUCGCCCGGAUUUAUUUCAGGCUCACCAUUCCUUCCCGGAUGGAGUCCUGGCAGACGAUCGGCUUCUCACAGCCAAUCAGGAGAGAGACUUGACACAUCACCAGCACGGCCGAGGGCCGCGAGAGGCCGAGGGCCAUGAGAUGAUCAUCACUAUUUUUCUGUAUCACGAUCGGCCCCUCAGCGCCAUCGUGUUCAGAUUCACGAUUCGGCUCGCCCAUUCCCUCCAGGAUGGCGACGACCGUCUUAUGCAGCACGAUCGGCUUCUCAACGCCAUCGUGUCUGGCUUCACGGUUCGGCUCGCCCGUUCCCUCCAGGAUGGCGACGACCGUCUUAUGCAGCACGAUCGGCUUCUCAGCGCCAUCGUGUCUGGCUUCACGGUUCGGCUCGCCCAUUCCCUCCAGGAUGGCGACGACCGUCUUAUGCCGUACGAUCGGCCCCUCGGCGCCAUCGUACCUGGCUUCACGGUUCGGCUCGCCCAUUCCCUCCAGGAUGGCGACGACCGUCUUAUGCAGUGCGAUCGGCCCCUCAGCGCCAUCGUGUCUCCUUCACGUUCGGAUCGCCCAUUCCCUCCAGGAUGGCGAUGAACGUCCUAUGCAGUGCGAUCGGCCCCUCAGCGCCAUCGUAUCUGGCUUCACGAUUCGGCUCGCCCAUUCCCUCCAGGAUGGCGACGACCGUCUUAUGCAGCACGAUCGGCUUCUCAGCGCCAUCGUGUCUGGCUUCACGGUUCGGCUCGCCCGUUCCCUCCAGGAUGGCGACGACCGUCUUAUGCAGCACGAUCGGCUUCUCAGCGCCAUCGUACCUGACUUCACGGUUCGGCUCGCCCAUUCCCUCCAGGAUGGCGACGACCGUCUUAUGCAGUGCGAUCGGCCCCUCAGCGCCAUCGUACCCAGCUCACGUUCAGCUCGUCCACCCCUUCCAGGGUGGCGACGAACGUCUUAUGCAUCACGAUCGGCCCCUCAGCGCCAUCGUGUCCAGAUUCACGGUUCGGCUCGUCCAUUCCCUCCAGGAUGGCGACGACCGUCUUAUGCAGUACGAUCGGCCCCUCAGCGCCAUUGUACCCAGCUUACGUUCAGCUCGUCCAUCCCUUUCAGGGUGGCGACGAACGUCUUAUGCAUCACGAUCGGCUUCUCAGCGCCAUCGUAUCUCUAUCACGUUCGGAUCGCCCAUUCCCUCCAGGAUGGCGACGAACGUCCUAUGCAGUGCGAUCGGCCCCUCAGCGCCAUCGUAUCUGGCUUCACAGUUCGGCUCGCCCGUUCCCUCCAGGAUGGCGACGACCGUCUUAUGCAGCACGAUCGGCUUCUCAGCGCCAUCGUGUCUGGCUUCACGGUUCGGCUCGCCCAUUCCCUCCAGGAUGGCGACGACCGUCUUAUGUCGUACGAUCGGCCCCUCGGCGCCAUCGUACCUGGCUUCACGGUUCGGCUCGCCCAUUCCCUCCAGGAUGGCGACGACCGUCUUAUGCAUCACGAUCGGCCCCUCAGCGCCAUCGUGUCCAGAUUCACGGUUCGGCUCGCCCAUUCCCUCCAGGAUGGAGACGACCGUCUUAUGCAGUACGAUCGGCCCCUCAGCGCCAUCGUACCCAGCUCACGUUCAGCUCGUCCAUCCCCUCCAGGAUGGCGACGAACGUCUCUUAUGCAGCACGAUCAGCGCCCCAGCGCCAUCGUGUCUGGCUCACGUUAGGGUCGCCCAUCCCUUCCAGGAUGGCGACGAACGUCUCUUAUGCAGCACGAUCAGCGCCCCAGCGCCAUCGUGUCUGGCUCACGUUAGGGUCGCCCAUCCCUUCCAGGAUGGCGACGAACGUCUCUUAUGCAGCACGAUCAGCGCCCCAGCGCCAUCGUGUCUGGCUCACGUUAGGGUCGCCCAUCCCUUCCAGGAUGGCGACGAACGUCUCUUAUGCAGCACGAUCAGCGCCCCAGCGCCAUCGUGUCUGGCUCACGUUAGGGUCGCCCAUCCCUUCCAGGAUGGCGACGAACGUCUCUUAUGCAGCACGAUCAGCGCCCUAGCGCCAUCGUGUCUGGCUCACGUUAGGGUCGCCCAUCCCUUCCAGGAUGGCGACGAACGUCUCUUAUGCAGCACGAUCAGCGCCCCAGCGCCAUCGUGUCUGGCUCACGUUAGGGUCGCCCAUCCCUUCCAGGAUGGCGACGAACGUCUCUUAUGCAGCACGAUCAGCGCCCCAGCGCCAUCGUGUCUGGCUCACGUUAGGGUCGCCCAUCCCUUCCAGGAUGGCGACGAACGUCUCUUAUACAGCACGAUCAGCGCCCCAGCGCCAUCGUGUCUGGCUCACGUUAGGGUCGCCCAUCCCUUUCAGGAUGGCGACGAACGUCUCUUAUGCAGCACGUCUGCCCCUCGGCGCUGACAUGCCCGGGUUAUCGAUGAGAGCCACCGCUUUCUAUCACAUCUCACAUUCCUUCUCUCAUACAUCGCACCCAUACAUUACAUGCAUUCAUGCAUUCAUGCAUCAUACCUCAUACAUUCAUACAUACACAUGUGCAUCGUGUUUUGACAGUACCGCGACAUCGGUUUAUAGACGCAUGGACCUCUAAGCUUCUCCGAUUGGAAAGCUCGAGUCAGAGUCCUCUACUCUCGCCUGAUGCAUUCAGGGGGAGCGUGCCCGUGGAGGAGCACCCUUCGCCCGACCAUGUCGGAAAGGGGGGUGCCUCACUGGUAGAUUACGUUCAGGAGUACAGACACUCACUCAUAUAUUAUGAUUAUGUGAAGACACAGUUUCCAGCAAGACAGAGGAAGAGCGCAGGCAGAGUAUAUUUUCUCGAGCAGAUUCGCGAGCUCACUACUCAAGAAACUGGGGGACUUGUGUUGGGAUAUAUUAUCCCGGCCUAUUACUGUUCAGGAGCCCAAGACAUUAUCCAGUACGGAGCCCGAGCAGCUAGGCCCAUUUCGGCCCAUCCGGCCCACUUUGACCACCAGGCCUGAUAUCGGCCCGUUUGGCCCAUUAGGGUGGAGAGCCCCUUCUCUCCUUCCCCUAUAAAUACGGAGCUUAGCCUCCAUGUAAAGGAUCCC
Messenger RNA from Cuscuta epithymum, 4986 nucleotides. Lineage: Eukaryota; Viridiplantae; Streptophyta; Magnoliopsida; Solanales; Convolvulaceae. The record is from the annotation of a GenBank genome assembly.